CCCGGCGAUUCCGAGACGAAAACUACUGAUUCAGUCUGCAUUAGGCAGAUAAGCUCAAACGAAUUUUGCAGAAACAGCCAAAGACCAAGACUUUGUCAACAUUCAAAGCCCAACCCCACCCUCACCCUCACCCUCACUACCUACAAUUCAUUCCCCUUUUCCAUUAAACCUACUCACGAGCCUCAGAGUUACUCACCUACUCUAGUAGUCCCAGCAUUUCCUUGAAAGUUACAUCCAUCUAUAGAAUUCAUCCCAAGUUCCCUUUUUUGCAACCAAACAAGCGUUACACGACAAGGGAUGAUCGAAUCUUCCGUGGCAUCUUUGAUUUGAUGUUGAUGUUAUAUAUAGACUGGUUCUGAGCUCAGUUACCGGUCAGUCAUGGCGAUUCAGGGGUGGGUUUUGAUUGUUCUGUUAUGGGUUUCUUGCGCCGAGGCGAAGUACAUGGUGUAUGAUACCACGUCGAAGAUAGUUCCGGGGAAGCUUAAUGUGCAUUUGGUGGCGCAUUCGCAUGAUGAUGUUGGGUGGUUGAAGACUAUUGAUCAGUACUAUGUUGGGUCUAAUAAUUCCAUUCAGGUGGCUUGUGUUCAAGACGUGUUGGACUCCAUAGUGCCGGCGUUAUUGGCUGAUAAGAAUAGAAAGUUCAUCUUUGUUGAACAGGCAUUUUUUCAGCGCUGGUGGAGAACUCAGAGUGAGGCAAUUCAAGAGACAGUGAAGCAGCUAGUCAGCUCUGGUCAACUAGAAUUAAUAAAUGGAGGCAUGUGCAUGCAUGAUGAAGCAACCACACAUUACAUUGAUAUGAUAGAUCAAACAACUCUUGGACAUCGAUUUGUCAAACAAGAAUUUAAUGUGACCCCAAGAAUUGGUUGGCAAAUUGAUCCCUUUGGGCAUUCUGCAGCGCAGGCUUACUUGUUAGGGGCAGAAGUUGGAUUUGAUUCACUUUUCUUUGCAAGAAUUGACUACCAAGAUAGAGCAAAGAGGAAAGAUGACAAAACACUUGAGGUUGUCUGGAGGGGUUCUAAGAGUCUUGGUUCAUCUGCACAGAUAUUUUCUGAUGCAUUCCCUGCUGGGAACUAUGAACCUCCAAGUAAAUAUUUUCACUAUGAAAUUGAUGACCAGGAUUCCCUGAUUGUCCAGGAUGACGAGAAUUUGUUUGACUACAACGUCCCUCGUUGUGUGAAUGAGUUCAUAUCUGCUGCAUUAUCACAGGCUAACGUAACUCGAACAAAUCAUAUCAUGUGGACCAUGGGAACAGAUUUCAAGUACCAAUAUGCACACACAUGGUUCCGGCAGAUGGACAAGUUUAUUCAUUAUGUUAAUCAAGAUGGACGUGUCAAUGCCCUAUACUCAACCCCAUCAAUAUAUACUGAUGCAAAAUAUGCAACAAAUGAAUCUUGGCCGAUCAAGACUGAUGAUUACUUCCCAUAUGCAGACCGUGUAAAUGCAUACUGGACAGGAUAUUUUACUAGUAGACCAUCCUUGAAAGGCUAUGUUAGAACAAUGAGUGGCUACUAUUUGGCAGCUAGGCAAUUGGAGUUCUAUAAGGGAAGAAGUAAAGCAGGGCCAAACGUAGACUCUUUGGCUGAUGCUUUGGCAAUUGCUCAACAUCAUGAUGGAAUCAGUGGUACAUCAAAGCAGCAUGUUGCUGAUGAUUAUGCAAAACGAUUGUCCAUCGGCUAUGAUGAGGCUGCACAGAUGGUUGAAAUGUCUCUUGCCUGCAUAAUGGAGUCAUCUUCAAAGACUGGCUGUAGAAGUCCAACAACUAAGUUUCAACAGUGUCCACUUCUGAAUAUAAGUUAUUGUCCUUCAUCAGAAGUAGGCUUGUCAAAUGGGAAAAGCCUGGUGGUGGUUGUCUAUAAUCCUCUAGGGUGGAAAAGAGAGGAUGUUAUAAGGAUUCCUGUAAUUGAUGAAAAAGUCACUGUUAAGGAUGCUGGAGGAAAAGUAAUUGAAUCUCAGCUCCUACCAGUACAAAAUGCCUCAUUGGCUAUAAGAAACUACCAUUCAAUGGCUUAUUUGGGUAGAUCUCCAAGUACAACACCAAAGUAUUGGCUUGCAUUUUCAGCAUCAGCACCACCACUUGGUUUCAAUACUUACUUCAUCUCAAGAGUCAAAAAGCCAGUUCCUCAUGCAAAGAGCCAUGUAAUGCACAGUUCAGAACUAAGUAAAAGUGGUACGGUUGAAGUUGGAUUGGGGGCUCUUAAACUUGUGUAUUCUGGAAAUGGUGGAAAACUCCUUCGCUAUACUAAUAGCAGAACUAAGGUAAAUGCAACUGUAGAUCAAUCAUAUAGCUUUUAUGCUGGACAUAAUGGAAGUAAGGAUAAGCUGGAUGCCUCUGGAGCAUAUCUCUUUCGUCCAAAUGGCUCACAUCCACUGAAAUCUAAAGGAAAGGCUUCUUUUACUGUUUUGCGGGGGCCAAUAUUGGAUGAAGUACACCAGAAAACCAAUUCAUGGAUAUAUCAGAUUGCAAGAGUGUACAAAGGAAAAGAGCAUGCUGAAUUUGAGUUCACUAUUGGACCUAUCCCUAUUGAUGAUGGCUUUGGCAAAGAAGUUGUUACACGGAUUUCAACAGACAUUAGAAGCAAAAAAACAUUCUACACAGACUCCAAUGCGCGCGAUUUCAUUGAAAGGAUUCGGGACUUUAGAAAAGAUUGGCACCUGGAAGUGAACCAACCUAUUGCAGGAAACUACUAUCCAAUUAAUCUUGGAAUGUUCAUAAAAGAUGACAAGGAGGAGCUCUCUGUUUUAGUUGAUCGAGCUGUUGGAGGAUCCAGCAUUGUGGAUGGUCAAGUGGAAAUAAUGCUGCAUAGGAGGUUGGUUCAUGAUGAUAGUAGAGGUGUUGGAGAGGCUCUAAAUGAAACAGUUUGUGUUCUUAAUAAAUGCACAGGACUAACUAUUGUAGGAAAGUAUUAUCUUAGAAUAGAUCCUCUUGGAGAAGGUGCUAAGUGGCGUCGGUCCUUUGGUCAAGAGAUAUAUUCUCCUUUUCUGUUAGCCUUCACAGAGCAGGAUGAGAAUAGCUGGAAAAAUUCCCAUGUAGUAUCAUUUUCAGGGAUAGAUCCCUCCUAUGUUGUCCCUGAUAAUGUUGCAAUCGUAACCCUCCAGGAGUUGGAUGAUGGAAAAGUUCUUCUUCGAUUGGCACACUUAUAUGAGGUUGGGGAGGACAAGGAUCUCUCAGUCAUAGCAAGUGUAGAACUGAAGAAACUAUUUGCAAAUAAGAAGAUAAAGGAAAUAAAAGAGACCAGUUUGUCAGCUAACCAAGGAAGGGCAGAAAUGGAGAAGAAGAGGCUUGUCUGGAAAGUAGAAGGCUCCCCUAAAGAUGAUCCUAAGGUGGUGAGGGGAGGACCAGUUGAUCCAGCAACAUUGGUGGUUGAACUAGCUCCAAUGGAAAUUCGAACCUUUGUUCUUGCCUUCAACUAGAUUCUACAGGCAAAGAAGGUUUCAGAUUCUGUAAUGUUCUUUCCCAUUUAUCAAGAACACAUAUAAACUCAUGCUAAGAGUCUCAUUUUUCUGCAUUUGUAGGCAUUGUUUUUACAUGCCUUGAGUCAUCUGAUGAACACAACCUGCUGUAAAUAGUGAAAUAAUGCUGCCACUUGGGCCUUCAUAUGCUGCUCAGAAGUCCAAACCACCAAAUAAAUUUGAAGUGUUGUAAACUGGUGACGUAAAAGCUCACCAGAAUGCCAGUAUGAAAUGCUUAUGAGAACAAUAAAUCAAAGGGAAAUGUAAUGUGGUGAUGCUUACUCUUGUAAGGAUGUUGUGUGGAACCAAUAAAAUGUGAUUUAGUUCAAUUGUUUUGAAAUUUUUAGUCAGAGAACAGCAGCACAAUAAAGUAGACGUGAGAUU
This is a messenger RNA of Rubroshorea leprosula, 3834 nucleotides long. Lineage: Eukaryota; Viridiplantae; Streptophyta; Magnoliopsida; Malvales; Dipterocarpaceae. The record is from the annotation of a GenBank genome assembly.